AAGGUACACAGUGAAUCCCCGGUCGGCUUUUAUUUUGGUGAAAGGCGUAUCCUUAACACCCUUCUGCAUGUUUGAGUGGUCCAACCAGAGGGGAUCGAAAAGGACAUCUGCAGUUAUGUCACAGUACAACAAGUCAGUGGCUGAACUGGAAACAGAUCGUGUUGGGUUUUGAAUAGCGCUUGUGUUGUAAGGGCUGUGUGUGCUGCGGUCUUAGUAGCGGGUGUAAUGUGCUUUUAUUGAUGAUCAUAGUUGAGAGAGCUGAUUGGAGGAUCAUCCAUAAAAGACCCGGCGUUUAUUUAAUGCUCCGGCGGAGCUGUUGCGUAGCGGUGCUCCGUAUCUCGCGCAUUUGUCAUUUUGUCUGAAGCAGCCUCGUCUGGGAAUAGCAACUAGACCCACCACUCUGCUCUGAUCAUCAGCCACGAUGGAGGUCCACAAGUCAGACACAGCAGCUGAUGAGGGAGACCGUGCGGCUCGGAAAUCUCUGGAUCUCAAAGUGAUCGCCGAGAAGACUGUGGAUGCGGAGCCCCAGAGACCCACGUGGGGCAGCCGCCUGGAGUUCAUCCUGGCAUCGGUGGGCUACGCGGUGGGACUGGGCAACGUGUGGAGGUUUCCGUACCUUUGCUACAGCAGCGGCGGAGGGGCCUUCUUGAUCCCUUACUUCACCAUGCUGCUCCUAUGUGGCUUCCCUCUGCUCUUCUUGGAGUUUUCUAUUGGGCAGUACACUCGUUUAGGACCAGUGCAUGCUCUCGCUAAGAUGUGCCCCUUGUUCAAAGGUGUUGGUCUGGCCACAGUUGUUCUCUCCUUUGUGUACUCUACGUACUACAAUGUGCUCAUGAGCUGGGCUCUUUACUAUCUCUUCCACUCGUUCGGAGCCACGCUUCCCUGGAUGUCCUGCAACAACACUUGGAAUGUCGUCGGGAACUGUUCCAGUGGUAUCCAUGGCAAUGUCACCCACCUGCAGUCUGCCAGUCAACAGUUCUUUGAUCACAAGCUCCUGCAGAAAACUGAUGGCAUUGAAGAGGCUGGUGGCAUUCGCUGGGAACUCUUUGGCUGUCUUGUUUUGGCCUGGGUCAUUGUGUACUUGUGCAUAUUUAAAGGAAUCAAAUCCACUGGCAAGGUUGUGUAUUUCACUGCUAUAUUUCCAUACUUCAUUCUGUUCGCCCUGCUCAUCAAUAACCUGCAGCUUCCUGGAGCCAAAAAUGGCAUCCUCUUCUUUGCCACACCUGUCUGGAGCAAACUCUUUGAAGUGAAGGUUUGGGUUAAUGCAGCUGCUCAGGUGUUUAACUCCAUUGGAAUAGCAUUUGGGUCCAUGAUUUCGAUGGCUAGUUACAACAAGUUCAACAACAACAUUCUCAGGGAUGCUCUUAUCGUGGCCACUACCAACUCAUUCACUAGUAUCCUGGCUGGCUUUGUGAUCUUCUCAGCCAUUGGCUACAUGGCUCAUGUACACAACCUCCCAGUGGACAACAUAGCCACAGGUGGACCUGGUCUUGUGUUUGUCGUGUACCCUGAGGUCCUCUCAACUAUGCCCCUCUCCCAGCUGUGGGCCCCUCUGUUCUUCUUCAUGCUGCUGUGUCUGGGCCUCGACAGCCAGUUUGCCACAGUUGAGGUGGGUGUGGCGUUUGUAAAAGAACAGUUUGGACCUAAACUUCUGCCAUAUCUGAAAAGAGAAGAGCUGAUAACCCUGGCUGUGUGUUUCUCCUGCUUCAUCUUGGGAAUUCCUCAUAUUACUAAGGGGGGUAUCUAUGUGUUCCAGCUGUUGGACCACUACACCGCUAUCGUUUCCCUCAUGUUCUUGGCUUUCUUUGAAGUCAUAGCUGUCUGCUGGAUCUUUGGUGUCCGACGUGUCUCCUUAAUGAUCAAAAGGAUGCUUGGGAAAACUCCAAACAUCUACUUCCGCGCCUGUUGGCUGGUGUUCAGCCCUGUGUUGGUGAUGUGCAUUCUGAUCUCCAGCAUUGUCCAGUACACUCCAGUUCACUAUGGGAAGUACAAUUACCCGCUGUGGGCUGAAUAUGUGGGCUGGUGCAUUUCACUUGUCUCUAUAGUGUGGAUCCCAGUCUGUGCCAUUCAAGAGAUCUGCAGCACCAAAGGCUCAUUUCUUCAGAGACUGAAAACAGCUGUGACUCCGACAAUAGACCUGGAUGCUGAUGAUCCUUUACCAGAAAAACAGGCUCUAGACCAGCAGGAGUCUGAAACCUUGUUCACUUCAGGGGUAUGACCAGAGAGGAGGCCUAGGCCAUGUAUCAAAACCACUGCUUGUGGUACAGCUCAUCUUCUAAUGAAGACUGCUGUUUAGUGAUGUGUUUGAACUGUAUUUGAGAUACAGUCUUUAAGUUCUGGUCAUAAAAUGAUUAUUUUAUUCUAUUUGUUCUACCAAAGGAUGGGUCUUUACUGUACCUUAGGCCAACUGCAGUGUUUAAUACCUAAACCGCUUAUUCUUUGCAGUUAACUUUUGCACCUUGUACAUAGUGUGAGACAUUUUGUCCAGCGAUUAAAGGUUAAUUUAAUUUGUUUUAGGAAGAAGUUGACAUGUUCACUUCCUGAGCGGGCAUGCUUUACUUCUAACUAAAGGUUAAAAUGUUAAGGAUUAUGUCCUUCACUUUGAUGGAUUGAUAGGUAUGCGCAUGCAGUGAGAUCAUCUAAUUAAUGUCAGAGAGACAUGUUGUGAAAUGGAAGCGUGCAAUUUUAUCCCUGAGCAGGUUACACCACUUGUUUCGAAGCCCGAAAAGAAGGGAGCUGCAAACACUAGUGCUUCAGCCUUUGAGUUUUGGCCUGCUAUUAUAAAAAACAAACAAAAUCAGCGCACAACACAGCAGGAUGCACACUGCAUCCUUAACAAACACGCAUUGAAGAAUUGUUGCUCAAAUCAAAACGUGUUGGGUUUUUUCUACUCUCCUCAGGUUGAGGAAUGAUUUUAUAUUAUUUUUCAGUUUUUUUUGACUUUUUUUUUUAUACUUAAUCUCGGAACAGGCUACUCACAAAAAUGAUAAGCUGUGCCUCUGAUGUUCUGCCAUUAAGUUGAAUUGAGCUGAUGAGGAUGGAAAAUCUUCAUCGGGGCAACGCUCACUGUGUCUGGUACCGCUCGUGCUCUUUAUUCUAUUGUGAGACAGUUUAUCACUGUUUAACUCACACUUCGUGACUCUUCCAGCAAAAAAUGUUGAAGAGUACAGUUUGGUUGAAAUGUAACCGAUUUUAACUCAAACUUUAACUUUGAGAAGCUUUCGUCAUGUUGAGCUUUGAAGAGAUUCCUCACCUUGAAAAACACCAGAGGAGAAACAGCACAGACAUUUUCAGAUGGAAACUCUGCCUUUCACUUAUGACCAUUGCAACAGGAAAAUCUCGGGAUCGUUCAGGCGAAGUGUGGCGUCUGGUUAGAACAUGCAGAAAGCAGGACAUGACUGGCAGGACAUAUCAUAUCACCAAAAGCUCUUGAAUCACAUUUUCUUUCCAAGUUCUCAUCUUCAACGGAUUCCUGGGAUAUUCGUCCAGAGCAGCUGACUCACAUACAGCCUCUCUGGAGUCUUUUCGGGGGAAUAUCAGUUCAGUACAUGGCUGAAAGCAGCUUUUGUGUAAAUCACAGUUUUGGGUAAAAUGAGAGCAUUCAGCCUUUUUUUUGUCUGAUCAAACAAACAAUUAUGUAGGAGUGCCUUUUAUUCCAAUGCACUGAAAAUAAGCACUUGUAGAAGUGCUAGAAACAAUUCAAGGUAAUUAUUAAAGAAAUAUUUAUUCAUUAAAUUGUGAUGCACAAGAAACUAACCUUUGGGUUGAAAAAUAUUAAAUCUGUUUUUAAAGAUUACACAAGAGAGGUAUUGGUUUACCUAAAAAGUCUUGUUACCUGCCUCAACAGUUUGUUGUUUGUUAUUUUCGAUAAUCUGUAUUUAAUUGGACAACCAAAACCUUUGCGUAAAAUGCUGUAUACUAUAUGUUGUUAAAAGCUGCAUUAUUUUGUUAUUGUCAUCAAGUAUAUUAGUAGUAUUUAAAAGUGUCGGGAUGAGACAGAAGCAUUUGUACAAGUAACUGCUUAGUUACACCUUUUUACUCUCAACACUCAAAUGUAUUUCCGUGGGUUUCAUGUUUGUUUGUUAAACAAAAUCCAUCUUCACCACAUUUAAUGCAGAUUUGUCAUAUCAAUGACUGUAAAAUUAUCCUACUGUUAUUGUCUUAUUUGAACUGCUUUGUUAUGUGAGAUGUUGAAUAAAAUGCCUUAAUUUUUG
Molecule: messenger RNA, 4214 nt
Organism: Platichthys flesus (European flounder)
Lineage: Eukaryota; Metazoa; Chordata; Actinopteri; Pleuronectiformes; Pleuronectidae
Exons: 13
Coding region: 422-2218 (598 amino acids)
Biological process (GO): sodium ion transmembrane transport
Cellular component (GO): membrane
Source: RefSeq, a predicted model, not a curated record